CACGUCUCCACAACUCGACCCAUCUCCUACAUUCCCCUCAGCUUUGCCCAGUAUCCUGGUAUUUCUACCUUUGUCCCUAGUCUUAACCACACCUCGAAUCUUGCCUAGGUCUCCUCCCCGUUGCGCAUCGCCUGUCUUACCUCACGAGCGGUUCCUGUUCCAUACGCUUUCAGCACCACCUUUGCAUCACUCUUAGUAUCUACCGACAGAGCUGCAGUUAUGAACAACGCACAACGACAUCCACUGACCGGCAGAGAGCUUCGACAUCUUUUCAGAGAUGAAGCCGACAUACACAGAAGACCCAAACCGUCCGGGAGAGAAGCGGGCUCUUGGAUGGCUGCCAAACAGGACACGCCAUCUGCUCAUUGCCUUCCUGGGCGAGUUCAUUGGCACAUUCUUGUUCCUCUUCUUUGCAUUCGCAGCGACACAGACGGCCAACAAUCUUCUCGGUAACCGGCCAAUGGACAUCCAGUCCUUGCAGUACAUCUCAUUGGCCUUUGGAUUCUCCCUCGCGGUCAAUGUUUGGGUCUUCUUUCGCGUCAGUGGAGGACUCUUCAACCCAGCUGUCACUGUUGCGAUGGCUCUCAUCGGCGCUGUGCCUUUCGUCAAGGCCGCACUCCUCAUUCUUGCACAGCUACUGGGUGCAGUGGCUGCCGCUGGAGUCGUUUCAGCAACCUUCCCGGGCCCUGUGGCUGUCCGCACUAGGCUCGGUGCUGGUACCUCGAUCAGCCGUGGUGUCUUCAUCGAGAUGUUCUUGACUGCCAUGCUUAUCUUCUGCAUCUUCAUGCUGGCCGCAGAGAAGCACCGAUCUACCUUCGUUGCCCCUAUCGGCAUCGGUCUGGCUCUGUUCGUCGCUGAGUUGGCUGGUGUCCUCUACACUGGUGGAUCUCUCAACCCAGCACGUUCCUUCGGACCUGAUGUUGUCACAAAGCGCUUCGAUGGCUACCAUUGGAUCUAUUGGGUAGGCCCACUUCUCGGUGCUCUGCUUGCCGUGGGUCUAUAUCGUCUACUCAAGAUGCUUGAGUAUGAGACUGCCAAUCCCGACGCAGAUGGCGAUGGCCGCCGCGAGGUCUACUACGAGACCGGGGGCUCCUCAAGCCAAUACGACAACCGUGUGCCCACGACGCGUGGCCAUGGCGCAACCGACGGAACCACUGACGACAUGGAUUUUGCCUCGCGCAUCCGUACUGCGAAACAUGGAUCGCACCACAACGUUGCCCUCGGUAACAACAAGCAGAGUGAAUCUGGGGCGAUGUCUGAACCUAAGCCUGUCUUCCACUCUGGUCAUGAUGGCCAUCAUUCGCAAGUUAUGUCCGACCGCAGCUACCGUAGCGGCCCAACUGUCGAGUCUGGCUCAUCGUAGUCUGGCAGUACCAACUCUUUUCGUUCUUCGGUCACAUCCAGGUCGACAUCUUCAUCGAGCACAGAGAGCAGUGAUGGCCACAAGAAUGAGAAGCCGCGACAGAAACGCGG
This is a messenger RNA of Didymella exigua CBS 183.55, 1473 nucleotides long. RefSeq names its product aquaporin-like protein. The transcript is spliced from 4 exons. Lineage: Eukaryota; Fungi; Ascomycota; Dothideomycetes; Pleosporales; Didymellaceae. Gene Ontology annotation, cellular component: plasma membrane. The record is from RefSeq and is a predicted model, not a curated record. Gene Ontology annotation, molecular function: water channel activity. Gene Ontology annotation, biological process: transmembrane transport. The coding region runs from base 278 to 1363 and encodes 361 amino acids.